AUGGGAUGCACUAUCUACGCUGCCAGCCCUAAGGCCCUGCCCGCCGACGAGGCCCCAGGCCUGGACAGAUACUACCAGCUCCCCCACCUCCGCCACCCUCAUGGUAACUGCGGUCAGAGGAUAGCAGCCGGCAGAGCCAGGGCCAGGAGCAUGACUGAUCAGCCGGAGCAGAGCGAAGAAACAGGCCUGCUCUCAACACAGGACCUGGACCACUCCAAGGACGAAGACACACACGGCCACUUCAGGUUUCAGCUGAUCGAAGACCUGUCCUAUGAAGAUGUGAAGAAAUGUUACCGGGGCUCGACUGUCAGCAAGUACAACUCGCAGUACCACAAACUGUUCCAGUGUGUGCCCAAGGAUGAGAUCCUCAUGAAAGUGUACUCCUGUGCUCUUCUCAGAGAUAUUCUUCUACAAGGCCGGCUCUAUAUUUCCAGAAAUUGGCUGUGUUUCUAUGCCAACCUCUUUGGCAAAGACAUUAAGGUGGCUAUCCCUGUUGUUUCCGUGAGGUUGGUGAAGAAGCACAAAACAGCGGGCCUUGUGCCCAAUGGCUUGGCUAUAACCACGGACACCGGCCAGAAGUAUGUAUUUGUAUCUCUGCUGUCAAGAGACAGUGUAUAUGAUGUCCUUCGUAGGAUCUGCACUCACCUACAGGUCAAUGGGAAGAGUCUGAGCUUGAAGCAGUUCAUGGAGAAGCCAACCUUAUCUCUGGAUGAGUUCCCAGUUCCAGACGAGUUCCCAGUGGUUGACGAAUUCCCAUCAGUGUUAAAGUGGAGAAGGAAACCCUCAGUGGUGUCUGUGUCAUCCUCCCUUCCUGACCUCCUGGGGAACUCCCCCAGCAGCCUGAGCGCCGUAGACACACCCUUCAAAUUGGAACAGCCGCUGGAAGAGCGAGCUCUGCAAACAGACCGAGGUCUUUUAUCAGAGCCACUGGCAGAGCUGGGCCAGAUGGAGUACCAGCUGCUCAAGUUCUUCACCCUGCUAAUUAUUCUCCUCAUCCUGUCAUCGUGCUACCUGGCCUUUCGUGUGUGCAGUCUGGAGCAGCAGCUGUCCUUCCUCAGUAACCCAAAUCUGCCCCUGAGAGAGAGGUAACCACUGCUCUCCGCUGUGACCCAUUGGAUUAGCGGCUGUUUUCUCUUCUCAUGGUUUGAGCUGAUGAUGCCCACCUGCACAUAUCCAGGACCAGCUUUAGAAACCCGAGUCCAGGCAUCUUACAGACCUUCCCCUCCGCGGAAUGACUUCCGAUUUAGUGAUCACUUCCAGACUAUGCAAACAGACUGUCUGUCUAUUUAUUUCUGGAUUUAUAGUAAAUUUUACUGUAGAUUAUGAUUGCCUACCAUAGCCUAUCCCUCUCACAGACAUUUCAUCUUUACCUACACAAAAGUGUAAAACCUCCAUACCCUAAAAUAGUGAGCCGAUUGCCGUUGAAGCUGCUGUUUGUGACACUGAUGAAGUGAAGGAGUGGUGAUGGAGACUAGAGAUGAAGUUGGAGUUGGAUGAUGGAAAGGUAAGAGAUAAUUCAACACAUUAAUUACUUGAAAAGACAGAUAGUAAAGAUAUUUAAGGUGUGUUAUAAUAUUCAACAUAUUCUGACUGACAAGUGGACUAAACCAAAUGUUUGGUUGUUUUUUUUUCUGGUGAGAUCUUGGCAUAGCCCCCUAGACUAUAAUUGUUAUUUUUUUACAGUCUAUGCAUAGCCCUCAGUCGGACGGCUAAAACAAGCUACGACAAUGCACUUUUUUAAAAAUAUGUCCACAUUAUUUCAAAUGUAUGUAACAGUUUUAAGAGUUUAGAUCUAUUUUUUGUGCUAGGUAAUAGGUACCCGAUUGUCAUUUUUGAGGGUAUUUAUGGAAGAAAGUCCUGCUGUGACCACAGACACUUGUCAUUUAACUGUAAUAUACUGGAGCGAUAACACCACCUGUGGGUGUGAACUAUAAUGUGAAUGAGAUGGUUAGGUGACAUGCAUACUUUUUGUUUUUAGUUGUACUGAUCAGCUGUGUAAAUGAGGUUUUUCUUACAUUAUACAUUUCAAAAGAAAUCACCAAAAACUUAAAAAUCAUACGUUGAGGUGAUUAUAUCGUUGUCUGAAGAUAUUUAAUGCCCUUUUGAGAGAGAGAUGGGUGAAAUGUUGUCCCAGACUAGUUUGUGAAAUUGA
This is a messenger RNA of Perca flavescens (yellow perch), 2152 nucleotides long. It is a transcript of the gene gramd2aa, whose product is annotated as GRAM domain containing 2Aa. NCBI's taxonomy places the organism in Eukaryota, Metazoa, Chordata, Actinopteri, Perciformes, Percidae. The coding region runs from base 1 to 1089 and encodes 362 amino acids. Gene Ontology annotation, molecular function: phosphatidylinositol-4,5-bisphosphate binding. Gene Ontology annotation, biological process: regulation of store-operated calcium entry. The transcript is spliced from 12 exons. Gene Ontology annotation, cellular component: endoplasmic reticulum membrane; organelle membrane contact site. The record is from RefSeq and is a predicted model, not a curated record.